UGUUUAAUUUCCGGGUUAUUUAUCACAUGUACCUUUUGUGAAUUUCAAACUUUGUCCAGCGGUUAUCAUUGAACAUGAACUGUGUGACAACUAGUGAAAGACUGCCAGGUGAGUGCAUUUGGUUUUAAAUGCACCAACAGGCUCUUGCAUUUGCGGGAUGUAACGUUAGCAUAUUAUUGCCCUUAGCUUAGCGAACAGCUGAACAGACUGAGGAUGAAGUCACCUUUUGUGUUCAACAGAAACAAUUAACUCUGUUUUUUGCUUUAAGUCAGGGUUCUUGCUGGAUUAAGGUCGAGCUAACAUUUUAACGUGAAUUAUUUAUUUUACAUUAGCAUUUAAUGAUUAUUUGGACUGUCAACGGUCGUUGAGGAGAGGGUUACUCAUGAGAAGUCAUCACUUUAAUAGACAAUCUUUGGUUUAACUCUUCUCAAGCUUCUCAUCAUGUUAUCUUACAGUUUAAGAAACGUCUGCAUAUUAAAACCCUCACAGUGCAGAAUAACACGGGCUCUGCAACACACCUGGAGACACUGCAGUACAUCACCGAGUGAGGGUUUGGAUCAGGUCAGGACUUUGCUGCAGCUCUGUGUGGACAGGUACUAUGUUUCACCUGGCCAGACUAACACGGAGCUGUUUCAGCGGGGGGUGAGCUGCAGUUAUGGCCCCCUGGGCACGGAGCUGAGGAGAAACCUGCUGGAGCAGUGGUGGCACUCUGUGAACAGCUCCACAGAGCAGGUGUUUGGGAUAAACACUCUGAGCAGCAGCAAGGACACAGGAACAGAUGCACUGAGGAUUGUUGAGUGUGAACCUUUAAAACACAUACUUGAACAGCAAGAACUGAGCAAGGAGCAGCUCAUCCAGAAGAUACAAACGCUCAUUCAGAGGUCCCCAUCUCUGAGGGAAAACUUUCUUCAAGGUGCCUUGGAGCAAUUUGUCCCCUCGUUGGAGCUGGUAAACAGGAAGCUGCCUUUUGGUCUGGCUGAGACUGGUCUGUGUUUCCAUCCCUCAGAUGGCUCUGGUUGCCCAGCUGAGGUGACCCAGACGUCUCUGGUAUGGUUCUGCCCUCCUCGUACGUCUUCCCAGUGGUUGGAUCACUGGACGCGACAGAGACUGAAGUGGUGGAGGAAAUUUGCCCUGUCUCCAUCAGACUUCAGCAGUAGUGUCGUCCCAGAGGAGGAACUGGAGGAGUCGGCGUCUCGUGGUGUGAGGAUCGUCUACAGCUUCCCAUGGGGACAGGAGCCCCUGGAGACGCUGUGCAGCAGAGGAAACACAGAGCUGCUGCAGACAUACAAAGGAGUCCGCUCCAAACUACAAUGUCGAGAUGGUCGUAAGUCAGUCCCUCACGUCGUCUCAGUAACCGGAAACAUGGACCGCGGUGUGAUGGCCUUUCUAUCCAACUCACUCCAGCAGCUCAAGAAAGAAGACAGCAAGCAGAAGCUGCUGCAGAGAAAGGUUCUGAAGUUGCAUCCCGUCUUGGCUCCAGUCAAAGUGGCUUUAGACAUUGGCAGGGGAGCCACUGUCGAGCUGAGGCAGGUGUGUGAAGGGCUGCUGCAGGAGUUUAUGGACGCUAAGAUCUCUACCUGGCCUGGGUAUCUUGAAACUCUGCCAACGUCAAUGGAGCAGCUGAACACCAAGUAUGAUGAGAUGGGAGUGCUUUUCACAGUGGUGAUCAGUGAGAACACGCUGGAGAGCGGCCUCCUCCAAGUCCGCAGCAGAGACACCACCAUCAAAGAGACCAAGCACAUCUCUGAGGUCAAGAACUUUCUCUCCAGAUACAUUUCUGCUGCCGACCAUAUCUGA
Molecule: messenger RNA, 1797 nt
Organism: Cottoperca gobio
Lineage: Eukaryota; Metazoa; Chordata; Actinopteri; Perciformes; Bovichtidae
Gene: polg2
Product: polymerase (DNA directed), gamma 2, accessory subunit
Exons: 8
Coding region: 442-1797 (451 amino acids)
Biological process (GO): mitochondrial DNA replication
Cellular component (GO): mitochondrion; cytoplasm
Source: RefSeq, a predicted model, not a curated record